Fukomys damarensis (Damara mole-rat) is the source of this 3274-nucleotide messenger RNA. It is a transcript of the gene Rrm2b, whose product is annotated as ribonucleotide reductase regulatory TP53 inducible subunit M2B. Gene Ontology annotation, biological process: deoxyribonucleotide biosynthetic process. The record is from RefSeq and is a predicted model, not a curated record. The coding region runs from base 397 to 1290 and encodes 297 amino acids. The transcript is spliced from 9 exons. Gene Ontology annotation, cellular component: cytosol. NCBI's taxonomy places the organism in Eukaryota, Metazoa, Chordata, Mammalia, Rodentia, Bathyergidae. Gene Ontology annotation, molecular function: ribonucleoside-diphosphate reductase activity, thioredoxin disulfide as acceptor.
AUAAACCCCAGCUGAAGUUCACCUUUACUUUUUUCCUUCCCAGCUGGUCUACACUUAAAAUCUGAAGCCAUUUCCUGCAACUACACCAGAUCCCCCCACAGCACAGGAGCCUGAAGCACCAAGGGUCCCUGCCUCUCAGCCUCAAACCUCAGCAACCCAGCCUGCGUCCCUUCACCUACAAUUUGUGAAACCUAAAAACAAGUGAACAACUUCACAAAGCCAGCUCUGGGUUUAUCAUUUCUUUACCCAACGUUCAACAGACUCACAUAAGAUAGUAAUCAGAGGUUAUCUCCAGAUAGCACCGAAAAUGCAGUGAAUUCCGACGAAGAGCCGCUUCUCAGAAAGAGCUCCCGCCGCUUUGUCAUCUUCCCUAUCCAGUACCCUGAUAUCUGGAAGAUGUAUAAGCAGGCUCAGGCAUCCUUCUGGACGGCAGAGGAGGUUGACCUAUCAAAGGAUCUGCCCCACUGGAACAAGCUCAAACCCGAGGAGAAGUAUUUUAUCUCUCACAUCUUAGCCUUUUUUGCAGCCAGUGAUGGGAUUGUAAAUGAAAAUUUGGUGGAGCGCUUCAGCCAGGAGGUGCAGGUCCCUGAGGCCCGCUGCUUCUACGGCUUCCAGAUCCUCAUCGAGAACGUGCACUCCGAGAUGUACAGCUUGCUCAUAGACACGUACAUCAGAGACCCCAAGAAGAGGGAAUUUUUAUUUAAUGCAAUUGAAACAAUGCCAUAUGUUAAGAAAAAAGCAGACUGGGCCCUGCGGUGGAUAGCAGACAGAGAAUCUACUUUCGGGGAGAGGGUGGUGGCCUUUGCGGCUGUGGAAGGCGUGUUCUUCUCGGGGUCCUUCGCCGCCAUCUUCUGGCUGAAGAAGAGGGGCCUCAUGCCGGGCCUCACCUUCUCCAACGAGCUCAUCAGCAGAGACGAGGGACUUCACUGUGACUUCGCCUGCCUGAUGUUCCGGUACCUGGUGCACAAGCCAGUGGAGGACAGGGUCCGGGAGAUCAUUGUGGAGGCCGUGAGGAUCGAGCAGGAGUUCUUGACGGAGGCCCUGCCAGUUGGCCUGAUCGGGAUGAAUUGUGUUCUGAUGAAGCAGUACAUCGAGUUUGUGGCGGACAGACUGCUGGUGGAGCUUGGAUUCUCCAAGGUUUUUCAGACAGAAAAUCCCUUUGAUUUUAUGGAAAACAUUUCUUUAGAAGGGAAAACAAAUUUCUUUGAGAAACGAGUUUCAGAGUAUCAGCGUUUCGCAGUAAUGGCAGAAACCACAGAUAAUGUCUUCACUUUGGAUGCGGAUUUUUAAACCUUUGCCUUUUGAAGACCCUAUAAACCUGUCAUUGAUAAACAACUGUUUGUUUUUCUCUGCGUUAAAAAAAUCUUGAAAUAUUUCCUUUAAGGGAAUGGAACUUUGAUCAAAAGGAAAUCUGUGACCAAAUUCUAAUCACGACGGAUAUGCACACAUGCACUCUAGUUUUCCUGCGCAAGAGUGAGACCUAAAUGCUUUUUCUUUUUUCUCGGCCCUAGGAUGUAAGAUGGUGGUAGUUAAGGGGACAGGGAGAAAGGUCAGCAAGGAGUUUGAGGUUCGGGCCUGCUCCUCUGUGCAACUCCUGGCAAGUCAGUCUCCAUAACCUCACCGCACUUGCCUUUAAGAUGGGUUUAGCAUCAAGUCCUGAGCUCGAGGUGAUGUGAGAUUAGGAUGCAAGAAUAAGUGCUCUACCAAUCCCACCGCCUCUGCUCCCCCCAUGACUGACAGGCUUCAUGGAGGGAAAAUCCUCCUCAUGGGGAGCACCCUGCCUGUCCGCCUCCUGAGGACACAGGCAGCCCCGGAUCGGAAACUGCAGGACGGGAGCUCCUCUCCCUGGCACCUUCCACACAGCUGAGCUCCUCACAGCACAGACUGGAACUGAGCAGCCCUACAGGAAGUGCACAAAGAUCGGGAAAGCAGGGCGAGGAGGACUGGAAGCAUUUAGUCUGUGCUGAGCUGAGUAGGUACCUGAGACUGACCCCAGCUGUCCCGAGAAAGCAUCCUUGUCACAGCACUGCGCAUGCACCCUGUGUGGUCUGAUGUCUCCUUUCCCCUGUGACGGAGCUAAGGCCGCCGGCUUCCCUCAGGGAGCCCCCUCCCGACCACAGGAAGCUGUGCUUCCUACAGCUCGGAGACUAAGUUUGCCCCUUCUGCAGCCUCCUGGUUAUAGAAGUGGGAGUUCUCAGUUGCGAAAGGAGCAGCUCUUCGGGUACCGUUAGUGUCAGGAGCCUGGGUAUUUUGGCUCGUGGUAGUUCAUUGGCUGUGGGCUUCAGGGUUUGCCAGGUGUCUUUUCAUCGUCACACGAAGCUGCUGUUGUUGAAACAUUGCAGGUGUGAGGAGUGAGGCUCGCAGAAACGGAAUGACUUGGCCAAGAGCUCAGGCACUGUCCCUGCGGUCUCAUUUUUUGUUAGUUUUUGCCAUCCAUCUAGAUUUGGUUUUGCUUAUUUCCUUUGUUAAUCCAUGUCGUCACAGGACUGAUGUGUAUGAUACUCUGGAGACUCAAAAUGUCCUAAGGAAACAUUUGAAUCAUAGUCAGUAUGUUAAAGGUUUUUACCUAUUGUCAUACAAGAACCGUGCUGGAAACUGAUCUGUGAUGGUGGCAGAGAGCACUGAAGGUGUACAGCAGUGGUGACAGAUGCCUUAAAGUCAAGCUUAUUUGUAGGAGCAAUCAACAACUAUUGGAGGAAGAAGUCAAUACUGAAAUACUGGAUUUUUAACACACUGGUUUAUUUUUAUUCAGUAUUCUGUGCCUCCAGGCUGCACUUUUAUUUAUUGUGUUUGGUACUUUGAGUUUCAGAUCUUAAAGAAAUAGCAGUUACGAAGUCUCCUUUUAAUAUAUUUUAUAGGUAAAGAAAAGAAAUUAAGAGUAUGUGUACAACUUUUCAUCACGUAGAUGCUUAAGUCGCUGUCGUGGUAGUUGAGUUUGCUAUUUAGAAUGUAAAGCCCCGUAGUUCUGUGACAGGCAGCAUGUGUUUCAGUGCUUUGUUGCAACGUGAAGAACAGAGCCUGGACAGGGUGGGCGGCUGGGCUUUGCCGUGCAGUUGUACGGUGGCCAGCGGCCAUUCUCGGCGUGGAAGUGGACGCAGCAUGUGCUGCUAUGUGAAAGUGAUUUCAGCUGUCUCGUUUAGUGUGUCCAGGUUAUUCUGUUUCUUUUUCAUUUGUGUAUGGAAAAAGUCAUCUCUAAAAAUGUAGCAGAUUGCAUAUUUAAAAAAUUAACCUUGAACAAGGGGAAAAGUGAGAACCAAGACCUGUCGUGUAAAGG